Messenger RNA from Paramecium octaurelia, 794 nucleotides. Lineage: Eukaryota; Ciliophora; Oligohymenophorea; Peniculida; Parameciidae. The record is from the annotation of a GenBank genome assembly.
AAUCGAUGGCAAAUGGUGUAACUACAUAGUGGGAAGACAUCCAUGUUAAGCAUGGGAAUUACGUGGAAAGAGAGAAGGUGACAACCCUUGCAGAAACCUACCAAUAAGCAAUCCAGAAGUUGGAUGAAAAGCAAGACAGUGAUGAUGAUUUCUUUGAUGAUGAUGAAUUCACCAAAUAAUACAAAGCUUAAAGGUAUGGGUCAUCAACAAAAAUAGACUCUAACAACUGAUGGAGUAAGCUUAGAAGAAGCUGUAUGGCGAGGUAUAUGAGAUAUCACGAGACGAAUAUGUCAAAUAAGUGACUGAAGCAUCAAAGGAUCGAUUCGUCGUCUUAUCACUUUAUUAAGAUUACAUCGUGGAAUCUUUGAAACUCAUUGAAGUCUUGUAGGAGUUGGCCAAAUAGUAUAAGGAGAUUAAAUUUGUUAAGAUGGUGGCAACCAAAUGCAUUGAAAACUUUCCAGAUGACCAAUGUCCCUGUUUCAUUAUAUACAAAGACACUAAAGCAGUCUCAAAUAUUCCCUUCAUUCACAAGCUCAGAAAAAUUACAUUUGCCUCCAUUGAGGAUUUGCUGAUUAGUCAAGGUUGGCAUUUAAAUAUACAAUGUAGGUGUUAUUCCAAAACCAGUUGAAGAGGAUGAGUAGUAUGAGGAGAUCAAGGAUAAACUCAAGCAUCCAUACAAGACCAAUAAUGUGAAGGAUGUGGAUGAUGAAAUAGAUGAUAGAGAGUACUCUCAUUAAGUUCAAUUCUAGAAACCUAAAUGAAUUGCUACAUAUUUUAUGGAAUUUAAUAAUUAU